AUGGGCAUCACGUUCGCGAAAUUGUUCCAGCGCCUCUUUUCGAAGAAGGAAAUGCGCAUUUUGAUGCACGGAGGAGUCCCUCUUUCGCCUAAAAAUUUUGGUUCACUUUUACGAGAGACGUUUUUCGAGUCGAUUUUAGCACUGACGCUCUCAUCUCUCUUUUUUUACUCUAAACGCGGAACACACACACAGGUUGGUCUCGAUGCCGCCGGUAAAACCACCAUCUUAUACAAACUUAAGCUCGGAGAAAUCGUGACGACGAUUCCGACCAUCGGUUUCAACGUCGAAACGGUCGAAUACAAGAACAUUUCGUUCACGGUGUGGGAUGUCGGAGGACAAGACAAAAUUCGUCCGUUGUGGAGACACUACUUCCAAAACACGCAAGGCUUGAUCUUCGUCGUGGAUAGUAACGAUCGCGACCGUAUUUCCGAGGCGAGAGAUGAACUUCACCGCAUGCUCAACGAAGACGAACUCCGCGACGCGGUGUUGUUGGUCUUUGCGAACAAGCAAGAUUUGCCGAACGCGAUGACUGCGGCUGAAAUUACGGACAAACUCGGAUUACACUCGUUGAGACAAAGACACUGGUUCAUUCAAUCUACGUGCGCGACUUCGGGCGAAGGCUUGUACGAAGGUUUGGACUGGCUUUCGACGAACAUUGCAAACAACUAA
Messenger RNA from Bathycoccus prasinos, 669 nucleotides. RefSeq names its product ADP-ribosylation factor. Gene Ontology annotation, cellular component: cytoplasm. Gene Ontology annotation, biological process: intracellular protein transport; vesicle-mediated transport. The coding region runs from base 1 to 669 and encodes 222 amino acids. The transcript has 3 exons. Gene Ontology annotation, molecular function: GTPase activity; GTP binding. The record is from RefSeq and is a predicted model, not a curated record. NCBI's taxonomy places the organism in Eukaryota, Viridiplantae, Chlorophyta, Mamiellophyceae, Mamiellales, Bathycoccaceae.